GCAGCCAAGCAUCAUGAAGCUCACAACCCUCUUCCUCCUCCCAACCCUCGCCCUCUCCGCCGCCCUCGUCGAGCGCACCCCAGACGCAGACAUAGACAUAACGGACCUCCACACCCACGACGCCCGCGCAACAAUCUGCGGCUCAGGCUACACACUGGAUCGAGCCAUCCCCCUCCCCAAGGGCGUCGACCCGAACAAGCGCAAAGCCACCCUCUACGCGUACGGCAACGGCCACGGCAAGGGCUGCGUCUUCCUCGACAACAACGUCGGCAAGAAGCAGUACAUGUCCAUCAAAGUGUGCAAGACCGGAGGCGGCAGCUGUGAUACGGACGCCGGGAACUUUGGACAGUAUGCUGGGCCCGUCUAUGUGUCGAGCUUCGCGUGUGCGCCUGUGACGGCCAAGAUGGGGUCUUCCUCGUCGAAUCUCUAUAUUAAUUAUAAGACUGAUUAUGUUUUCCCAUGUAACUAGGCUGUUGUGCCGGGUGACUUGUCAAUACGAAUGAAAUUGAGUUAAAAUAUGAG
This is a messenger RNA of Aspergillus calidoustus, 522 nucleotides long. The record is from the annotation of a GenBank genome assembly. NCBI's taxonomy places the organism in Eukaryota, Fungi, Ascomycota, Eurotiomycetes, Eurotiales, Aspergillaceae.